Molecule: messenger RNA, 1657 nt
Organism: Peromyscus californicus insignis
Lineage: Eukaryota; Metazoa; Chordata; Mammalia; Rodentia; Cricetidae
Gene: Tnfrsf12a
Product: TNF receptor superfamily member 12A
Exons: 4
Coding region: 724-1113 (129 amino acids)
Biological process (GO): positive regulation of apoptotic process
Cellular component (GO): plasma membrane
Molecular function (GO): protein binding
Source: RefSeq, a predicted model, not a curated record
UGCUUGUAGUACUGUUUACUGACUGAUACAGGAGAAUCCGGAAAUAGAGACCAGCCUGGGCUAUAAGGCAAGAUUCUAAUAAAACAAAACAAAACAAACAAAACAAAACAAACAAAAUCUAGGUGUGGUGGUGCCUGCCUGCAAUCCUAGCACUUGGGAGGCUGAGACAGGAGAACUGUUUCGAGUUUGAGGCUAGCCUGGGAUACAGUAUGAGAUCCUGUCUCAAAAAACCAAAACCAACACAGAGAAACCCCGUCUCGAAAAAAAAAAAAAAAACAAAAAAACCCAAAACCAAACAAAGCAAGCGAACAUAAAGGCUGUAUGGGUAUCGCUCAGUGCUUGCCUGGUGUAUUCAAUCCUCUGGUUUCCACCCCAGAAUUCCAAAAUAAUAAACAUAAUUUAUUUGGACUUAAAAAAAAUAUUUUUUUGUUUUUGCAAUUACGUCUUAUAGCUGAUUUCCCUCGCUCCACACCCUUGGGACUAAGGCUCGCAGAGGGAGGAGCAGGGUAGACGUCCUCGCGGCGUUCUAGACACUUGGAGGAUUGUGUUGAAUGAAUGACUUGGUGGACUGCUUGCUCUCGGCACCGCGAAGCCGAGUGGAUGUUGGGGCGGGCAGAGGCAGGGGCUCCGCCCCCGCCCCCGCCUUCCGGGGCGGAGCCCCAGCCCCGAGUCUUGGCCCGCGGGUAGUGGGAACAGACUGCUGUUGCCGCGGGACCGGCGGUCAUGGCUCCGGGUUGGCCGCGGCCUCUGCCGCAGAUCCUCGUGUUGGGACUCGGGUUGGUGCUGAUGCGCGCCGCGGCCGGGGAACAGGCACCAGGCACCGCCCCAUGCUCUAGCGGCAGCUCCUGGAGCGCGGAUCUCGACAAGUGCAUGGACUGCGCUUCAUGUCCGGCGCGACCACACAGCGACUUCUGCUUGGGAUGCGCAGCGGCACCUCCUGCCCCCUUCAGGCUGCUCUGGCCCAUUCUGGGAGGCGCUCUUAGUCUGGCCUUGGUUUUGGCGCUGCUUUCUGGUUUCCUGGUCUGGAGACGGUGCCGGCGGAGAGAAAAGUUUACUACCCCCAUAGAGGAGACUGGUGGAGAGGGCUGCCCAGGUGUGGCACUGAUCCAGUGAGGAGCACCCGCGCUGGUGCCCACUCAUCGUCCAUUCAUUCAUUCUGGAGCCAGCCUGGCCCUCCAGACACAACCCGAGCCAGACUCUUCCAACCACAAGGGGGUGGGGUGAGGUGGUGAUUCACUUCCAAAGACUGGGCUCAGGGUUCAGGGGAGCCUUCUAAGGUGUCUAGAUUGCCCUGUCUCUGGUUCCAGGGCAGAGAGCCUCAGGCUGGGUCACAAAGCAACACAUACUAAGGAACUGCAGCAUUUGCACAAGGGCGUCUCUUGCUCCCCCCAAAUCCUGGAGGCCUGGCUGACUUGGGGGGCAGACACACUAGGUCCCACUCUUUCAGAUGGGCUGAAAUUCAACUACACUUGAGUUCCAGUCCUGGGAGUUGGUCAGAUUUAGGGACCUGUUCUUAACACUAAGGGGCUGGCCCUCUGGGAGGGCUGGCCCUAAUGCAAACACACAACCCAUCCCCUAAUGGGGGGGGAUAUUUAUUUGGGGGAUAAAGUUUGGAGGGGAGGGAGAAUUUAUUAAUAAAAGAAUCUUUAACUUUAAA